Messenger RNA from Castor canadensis (American beaver), 2284 nucleotides. The record is from RefSeq and is a predicted model, not a curated record. Lineage: Eukaryota; Metazoa; Chordata; Mammalia; Rodentia; Castoridae.
UGUGUCUCAGGUGCCCAGCGUCUGACUCUGGGAGCCUUCAGUGCCCCACAGCCUGGCUGAAGCAGCUAGCAGCUCCACGAUGAUCCAGAAUGUCGGCAGCCAUCUGCGUAGGGGCUUUGCCUCGGUGUUCUCCAGUCGCACAUCCCGGAAGUCAAUUCCACGUGCAGAGGACGAGGGUGCCAUGGCAGAGGGCGAGGGGUACCGAAACCCCACGGAGGUGCAGAUGAGCCAACUGGUGCUGCCCUGCCACACCAACCAGCGGGGCGAGCUGAGCAUUGGACAGCUGCUCAAGUGGAUUGACACCACGGCUUGCUUGUCUGCGGAGAGGCAUGCCGGCUGCCCCUGUGUCACAGCUUCCAUGGAUGACAUCUAUUUUGAGCACACCAUUAGUGUCGGCCAAGUGGUGAAUGUCAAGGCCAAGGUGAACCGGGCCUUCAACUCCAGCAUGGAGGUGGGCAUACAGGUGACCUCUGAGGACCUGUGCUCCGAGAAGCAGUGGAGUGUGUGCAAGGCCUUGGCCACCUUUGUGGCCCACCGGGAGCUCUCCAAGGUAAAGCUGAAGCAGGUCAUACCCAGGACAGAGGAGGAGAAGACUGAGCACGGAGUGGCAGCUGAGCGCAGGCGCAUGCGGCUGGUCUAUGCAGACACCAUCAAGGAUCUCCUGGCCCGCUGUGCCAUCCAGGAUGAUCUGGACAGCAAAGACUACAGCUACAUGGUGCCAGCUGAGAAGACCCGCGUGGAGAGCGUGGAGCUGGUCUUGCCUCCCCACGCCAAUCACCAGGGCAACACCUUCGGGGGCCAGAUCAUGGCCUGGAUGGAGAAUGUAGCCACCAUUGCAGCCAGUCGGCUCUGCCGUGCCCACCCUACGCUGAAGGCUAUCGAGAUGUUCCACUUCCGAGGCCCAUCCCACGUUGGGGACCGUCUGGUGUUCAAGGCCAUCGUGAACAAUGCCUUCAAGCAUAGCAUGGAGGUGGGCGUGUGUGUGGAGGCCUAUCGCCAGGAGGCUGAGACCCAGAGGCGGCACAUCAACAGUGCCUUCAUGACCUUUGUGGUCCUGGAUGCAGAUGACCAGCCCCGGAAGCUGCCCUGGAUUCAGCCCCAACCUGGGGAGGGUGAGCGGCGAUACCGAGAGGCCAGCGCCCGGAAGAAGAUCCGCCUGGAUAGGAAGUACAUCGUGUCUUGUAAGCAGGCAGAAGUGCCCCUCUCUGUCCCCUGGGACCCUAGCAACCAGGUGUACCUAAGCUACAACAAUGUGUCCUCCCUCAAGAUGCUUGUGGCCAAGGACAACUGGACGCUGUCCUCAGAGAUCAGUCAGGUUCGCCUGUACACUCUGGAGGAGGACAAGUUCCUCUCCUUUCACCUGGAGAUGGUGGUGCACGUGGAUGCAGCCCAGGCCUUCCUACUGCUCUCAGACCUGCACCGGAGGCCCGAGUGGGACAAGCACUACCGGAGUGUGGAGCUGGUACAGCAGGUGGACGAGGACGACGCCAUCUACCAUGUCAUCAGCCCUGUCCUUGGUGGUGAUACCAAGCCCCGGGACUUUGUGAUCCUGGCCUCGCGGCGGAAGCCUUGUGACAACGGGGACCCCUAUGUCCUCGCCAUGAGGUCAGUCACACUGCCCACACACCGCGAGACACAAGAGUACCAGCGCGGGGAGAUCCUCUGCUCAGGCUUCUGCCUCUGGCGUGAAGCGGACCAGUUGACUAAGGUGUCCUACUACAACCAGGCCACCCCGGGCCUUCUCAACUAUGUGACCACCAAUGUGGCUGGCCUCUCCUCGGAGUUCUACACUACCUUCCAGGCUUGAUUGAACCCAGAGCCUCUUGCAUGCUAAGCAAACAUCAACCCUGAACUACAUCCUCAGCCCUGGAAAUCACACUCUGGACCUGAUUGGCUUCUCUGAAAUGGUCACUUUGAGCCAGCUUCUUCCUGGAAAAUCUCCCUUGUUGUUUAAAGUUGCUCUAUAUUUUCUGGAGGCUGAAUCUGGGAGCUGACUUCCUUGGAGUAGGAGAGCAAAGGAACAGAGGAUGAACAGGAGCCUUGGUCCUCGAGCCAUCAGAAUAGAGGGCCUGCUGCUCUCCCAAGGGCAGCAGACACACAGUUCCUGCUGGGACAUUGAUGCAUUGAGGCAGAAGAGCAUGAGGCUGAAUGCACAGAUCCUGAAUCCACACUGGUUUCCAGUCCUAGCCCUCACAUUUGCAAGCUGUGUGACCCCUGGCAGGUUACCUGACCUCUCUGUGCCUGUUUCCUCAUCUACAAUGAUUAAAUAAUUAAACAUUCCUGA